Cyanistes caeruleus (blue tit) is the source of this 2739-nucleotide messenger RNA. Lineage: Eukaryota; Metazoa; Chordata; Aves; Passeriformes; Paridae. The record is from RefSeq and is a predicted model, not a curated record.
UCCCGGUUCGUGGCCCGGGCCCGUCGCCGCUUCGCCAUGACCCGCGAGUGCGCCGUGCUGCUGCCCGGUGUCUGCGCCGCCCUGGCCGACCCGCGGCAGCCCGGCCUCGACGACACCUGCCUGGAGAAGCUGCUGGACUGGUUCCGCAGCCUGACGUGGUUCGAUGGGACUGUGGAGCUGGUGCAGGAUAACCCGUGUCUGACAGAGCUCAUCAGCUCCGUGCUGGCCCUGGCAGAUCCCAGCCCCGGCAUCCUGGCCUUCACCCUGCAGCUGGCCGGGAUCCUCGCCUCCUCCGAGAGCCGCUUCCAGCACCUGCAGGUGAGUCGGCCAGCCAGGUACCUGCUGCUCAAGAGGAGGUUUCACUACAGUAUUGAUACUCUUGACUUGGCGUGGGAGGACGCGUUGGUGCGCAGCGCCUGGCUGAAGGGUGUGCACAGCAUGCUGCACCACCAGCCUGCCCUGCACUUCCUCUGCUCCACGGGAGGCAUGGAUGUGAUCUUCACUCUGCAAGGUGAUCCCAGCCUGUUUGUGGCUUCAGCUGCCAGCCAGCUCCUGGUGCACAUGUUCACCUUCUCCCUGGAGUCUGAAACCCCGAAAGCUCUCAGUACAAAGGACUGUGAGUGGCCAGCGUGUGCCCAGAUGAUUGUCAAGCACAUAGAAGAGUCACUUCAGUCCAGCUCUGCCUCUCACAUUGAGCAGUCCCUGAAACUGUUGAGCAGUUUGUUUGGCAGUUGUUUUGGCAGUUGUUAUGCUUCAUGGACUGAAGUCCUUUGGUUAGACAUAGCAAAGCAAAUAGAAUCCUUUCUGCUGGAGGAGACUGUUCAAGCACAGCCUGUGCUGGCGGAUCUUUUGCUUAACGUUGCACGGUCCCCUGUGUUUUGUGGCACUGAAGGCAGCUUUUGGGCAUUAGUAACUUCUGCUCUGGAACACUUAACCCCAGUACAAGCAGGUCCUCUGGCAGUGGGACUUUUGAAGCUCUGCAAAUGCCCACAAGAUGUCAGAAUUCAGGCACUGACUGUUCUGCUUCAGCCAAUGGACUGUAUUUUGAGAGCAGCCUCCCAGCCUCUGGAAUGUGCAGGUUUGCUGGAUGAGUCUGUCAGUGAUCCUGUCACUGUUGAAAGUCUUCUGUCCUCCAAGACAUCUUGUGCUGGUCUCCUGUGUCAGACCUUGGCUCACCUGGAGAAGCUGCUGUCUCUGAAACAUUUAAGAGUGGAUUUACCCUGUGUGUCUUUGCUGCGCUCUCUCAUGACAAUAUUGCAAUUCUGCAAUGGCUUCCUGAGCCCAACUUCUCCUCUGGGAAGCAAAAUAAGCCGGAAUUUGGUCAAUUGCUUCAGAGUGCAGAAGUCAGCUCUUGAUGUCCUUGCAGCACUCUCAGAGAAAAAAGACUGUGACACACUCAUAGGAAGUCUGUUUGAUGUCCUUCUAGCAUAUCUGCAGAGUCCAAACACCUGCCCUACUGUUCUAAAGAAAACCUUUCAAGCUACAUCCAAGUGGUUGGUGCACUUACAGGAACUGUCCUGCUCCAACAGUCAGUGGCAACAAACUGAGAAGAUUUUGGAAGAUGUGUUUGUGGUGCUCCAGAAACGUUUGUGCAGUCCUUGCUGGGAAGUAAGAGAUUCUUCCCUGGAAUUCCUCACUGCCAUGGUUAAGUGUUUGAGAGACCAGAAGGAGUUCAGGCAGUGUCUCCUGUCCUCAGAGGUGCUGAGGCUCACAGAAAACCUGCUGGAGGACCCGGAGAGCUACGUGCGAGCGAGCGCCGUGACUGCGGUGGGACACCUGGCCCUCGUUACUUGCUUUGCUCCAGAGUCACCUGCCAUAGGCAAUCAAUAUAACAAAGAGGGCAUUGUAGCAAAGCUUCAGGAAAUCUUGUCAACAGACUCAGAGGGUUUUCCUCGAAGGGCUGUGAUCAGCAUGUUCACCAAGUGGCUGAGAGAAGGCUGCACAGGUCAGCUGGAAGAUACAGAGCAGUUUGUCUCUAGAGUCAUCCAGACUGUGGAGCAUGACCUAGACUGGGAAGUCAGACUUGGUGGUUUGGAGCUGGUUGAACUUUUCUGUAGUCAGACCAUUUGCCAGCUUUCCCAGUGUCCCUAUGCUCCUGUCUCCUCUGCAGUCACAAGUUCCACCCCGCAGAACGAGCUGCUGCAGGUGUUUUGUCGAGCAAAGCUGUUUGGGUUUUUGUUUGGAUCUUUGUGUGACUGUGACAAACCCGUGGGGCAGAGAGCCUGUGAUGUGCUGGUUGGCUUGAGAGGUCAUUUCUACCCCACGAGUACUUUGGAGAAUCCACAAGAGAUUGAAGAUUCACCUGCAGGACGUGGCAUUGCCUGGUUACAGAGGACACUAAGACAGGGUUCUCUGGCUCAGAACUUCCCCACAGAUGGUGGUGAUGGGGUGGAUUUCCAAGAUCCAGAGAGCAUGAUGUUAGCUCUGGGUGCAAUAGACUUACUGGAGCUGCAUGAUGAGCUAAAUAAAAGUAGUGACCAUGUGGAGGAAAGCCCUCAAUCCCUCUUACAGGACAUCCUUGCUGCUGUAAGGACCAUAGAGGAUAAUGAAGUUGACUGUUACUGAACAGGUUUUGCUCUGAGGGAGCAGUGUCUAAGCAGUUUUCUUCUGGAGGAGAAGGAUGGUUUUGUUAGCUGUUAAAUGGGUUAGAAAACCUUUGCUUUAAUACUGGUGAAUUUUUUUUUUGUUAAAAAGUGUCAUUUCCAAUAAACUGUUGUUUCUUUUUCAAAGUAAAAAACA